Messenger RNA from Megalops cyprinoides (Indo-Pacific tarpon), 1993 nucleotides. RefSeq names its product F-box protein 32 (gene fbxo32). Gene Ontology annotation, cellular component: nucleus; cytoplasm; SCF ubiquitin ligase complex. NCBI's taxonomy places the organism in Eukaryota, Metazoa, Chordata, Actinopteri, Elopiformes, Megalopidae. Gene Ontology annotation, biological process: protein ubiquitination. The record is from RefSeq and is a predicted model, not a curated record. Gene Ontology annotation, molecular function: protein binding. The transcript has 9 exons. The coding region runs from base 121 to 1182 and encodes 353 amino acids.
CGCAUCAGAAAAGUCAUCAAACGCUGACCAGGAAGAGAAAAUAAAGCACAACAAAAUAAAGGCAUUUGCACUGUACACUAUUUUUAUUUGUAGCCGUUUCGUUCAGCGAAAUAUUCGAAGAUGCCAUUUCUUGGACAGGACUGGAGGUCGCCUGGGCAGAGUUGGGUUAAAACUGAAGACGGCUGGAAAAAGUUUACAGACGACAAAAAUAACAAUGCCACCGAAAUGAAGAGCUACUGCAAAGAUGAGGAGUUCAAGGAAAAUCUGUUGCUCUCCAUGGGUUACGACGUGGCUGCAAAGAAGCGCAAAAAGGACCUACUGAACAAUAACACUAAAAUUCCUUAUUUCCACAAAGACAAAUGGAUAUAUGUUCACAAAGCAAGCACUAAGGAGCGCCAUGGUUACUGCACGUUGGGCGAGGCGUUCAACAGGCUGGACUUCUCCAGUGCCAUCAUGGAUUCCAGGCGAUUCAACUACGUUGUGAGGCUGCUGGAGCUGAUUGCCAAAUCCCAACUGCCGUCGCUGAGCGGAGUGGCGCAGAAGAACUACAUGAACAUUCUGGAAAAAGUGGUGCAGAAAGUUCUGGAGAACCAGCAGAACGUGCGGCCCAUUAAGGAGCUCCUGCAGACAUUGUACGUGUCCCUCUGCAGCCUGGUACAGGACAUGGGCAAGUCCGUGCUGGUGGGCAACAUUAACAUCUGGGUGUACCGUAUGGAGAACAUCCUGCAGUGGCAGCAGCAGCUCGACAACAUCCAGAUCAACAGGCCGACGACAAAGGGGAUGACGCUGACCGACCUGCCCCCGUGCCUACAGAUGAACAUCAUGCAGCGCCUGUCGGACGGGCGUGACCUGGUCAGCCUGGGCCAAGUGUGUCCGGACCUCAAUGUCCUCACAGAGGACCGUCUGCUAUGGAAGAAGCUGUGCCAGUACCACUUCACAGAGAGACAGAUCCGCAAGCGCCUGAUUGUGUCGGACAACGGGCACCUGGAGUGGAAGAAAAUGUACUUCAAGCUGUGCCGGUGCUACCCUCGCAAGGAGCAGUACAGCGACACCCUGCAGUUCUGCACACACUGCCACAUCCUCUUCUGGAAGGACACAAACCACCCCUGCACAGCCAACAACACAGAGAGCUGCUGCAUGCCGGUCUCUCCACAGGGCUUCAUCAACCUCUUCAAAUACUGAGGGAUGCCGAGUCACGGCCUUGUACAUAGUGUUGAUAGUGCAAUGGAUUCCUGGAUGUCUUGAGAUGGGUGGGAGGGGGGACUGAACCACGUGUAUAUGGCAGGGGUGGGGGGUGUAAUUUUGGGUACUGGGAAACUUGGUGUGCUGGGCUGAAAAUAAUAAAGUGACGCAGAUGGUACAAAGAAGUACAAAAUAAAGUUAUGUGUGAUUGUGGGUAUCAAAACUGGAGACAUUCUGGAACUCUGUCAAGAAGGCAGUAGCCAGCAUCGUUUAAAUUUUUCACACUUAUUGAAUAUUCAGCCGCAAAAAAACAAAACAAAAAACUGCUUCCUCCUGUUUUGUUACUACAAUUACACAGAGUGUAGGUAUUGUGAGACUUUGUAAGUUAGCCAACUGUGUUGAAAAAUACUGGACUGAAAAUGUUUGUUUUUUUCAGUUUCAAGACGGGAAGUUUUUUUCUUUUUUAAGAUAGGACAAAGUAGGCAAAGAAAACCAUGAGAUAGACUUGAAUAUAUAUAUUUUGGAAAGUAGAAAAAGGCGGAAAACGGCAAGUGUCCGUUAUAAAUGUUUUUUUGCAUGGUUUUUUAAGUAAAGGUGGUCAAAUAUGGGGUAGUGGGACUUCUGAGAUGUUAUUUUUGCAAUUGUUUUUCAAGAAUGCUCUCUGACUCUACAUGAAUGUCUUCUAGCUUUGACCUGGGUAACAGAAGCUCAUUCUCUGGACUGUUGAGAGACAUGGCUCAGAACGUGUACGAUAAAAGUAUUGGAGGAAUAUGUGUUGUCACUAAAAUGACUGCUAUCGUAUAUGAUACUU